Dentiscutata heterogama is the source of this 450-nucleotide messenger RNA. NCBI's taxonomy places the organism in Eukaryota, Fungi, Glomeromycota, Glomeromycetes, Diversisporales, Gigasporaceae. The record is from the annotation of a GenBank genome assembly.
AUGUCUUCUAAAAGUCGAAAGCGUAAAAUUGAUCUGGUACUUUUACCGCAAAAAAAAAAAAUUAUAAAUGAACCUAUUACACAACCUUCUAAGCUUAACAAUGAUAUUGAAAAUACUGAUGCUGAUGACAUUGAUGAUAACAUUCAAAAUAGUCAUUAUGUAAUUACUGAAAGUCUAUCUUGUUUAUCACUUAAUGAAAUUCCUACAAAUAUUUCAGAAAAUUUAUCUAUUAACUUAGAAGCAUUAUUUGGACCAUUUCGUCAUACUGUGUUUGAACAUGUUUUUAAGAACAAAGUUUCUCCAACUGUUAAUUCUGAAAGUUCCGAAGCUAAUAUAAUGACCUGGAAAUCAAAUGCUAUAAUGGAAGAAGAAGAAAGAACCUAUCUUCAAAUGGUUACUAAAAAAGUAAUCAGUAGACAACCUACUAACAAUCAAUAUGCUAUUAUAUGA